AUGACUGAACGUUCAGUUCAAAUUUGGUUUCAGAAUCGACGAGCAAAGAUCAAGCAUUUAGCGAAAAAGAGCAUUGAAACUGGAGAGGACUGUGACGCGAUUCCCGAUUGCAUGCGUCAGUACUUGGCUAUGCAGGCAAUGGAAAAUGGAAAGGGAUAUCCUCGUGACAUGAUGGCAGACCGUUCCCGAAGUCUUUCGGCCUACGGCAACGGCAAUAUGAUGUUGACUCCUGAACCAAGUCCCCAAGGAAAGAUUGUUAUCCAUCAUUUUACCUGUCGAUCAUUGACCAUUGGUUCCUGGCGCCGCGUCGGCCAGAAUGCAAUGGAUCUUGUUAUCUUCUACUCACCUGAAAAGGCGUGUAUUACUUACUAUAUCAACAAUGACUCCGCUGGUUAUAAGAUUGAAUAUCCUUUCUCGUCUAUUAAAAACAUCGAGCUCGAGGGAUUGGACUCACCCACAUCUGCCGCCAAUGGAACACAGAAGCAGGGUCAGCUUGUUAUCAGUCUGACCCAGCCACCAAACUUCUUCAUGGAUUCGUCCGGCUCCGGGGGGUUUUACCAAUGCCGUGAUUUCACAGAAGAUCAACAAGCUUCCCAAGUUUUGGUCCAUCAACUUGGGGGGCCCCCUAAAGUGCUCCAGGGUCAACUUGCAAAGUUGAUGACAUCAGAAUCUUUUGCUAACAGACACAACCACCCUCCUGCGCACAUGGCGUUUUACGAGCACCCCACCCUGUCGGUUUCUGCUCCUGUCUCUCCACAAAUCAUACGCCCUGCUUCAUCAAACGAUGUCGAUUCAUUAUCGGUAUACCCCCAGGAUCCCACAUUUAGCCACAACUUCCACCAAAAGCAUCGCCGAACAAGGAGUAGAUCCGUACCGAGCGCCAUUGACUUUUCACAGUACAAUAUGCCAUCCUUCUCUUUCCAGGACCCACAGGAUCAUCUAUACGCCCCAGCGCCGCAACAUCCUCACUCACUGGUCAAUCCUGGGCUUUCGAAUCCUUUACGUAUUGAUACAUCCUCAUCAGGUUUUCUCGAUUAUAGACCUGGCUCAGCCUACCCUCUUUCUGCAGCCACCACAACUUCGCCCUCUGAUUAUGCUAGUCCAUCAAUGCUCAAUUCUUCUUUACAGCCUGAUAUGAAUGGAAAUGGCUACGGUACUCCCUACAGUUUGCCAUUCUUAUCGCCAAUGAUUGAUCCCACGGGGGUCAUCAAUCCUUCAGUCUCUCCAAUUUCAAUGGGUCAUGGUGAUCCUGUGAUUGCAAGUGCUUCACCGCCCUUGUCACACAUGCACCGCGCGGACAGCUCUGAGCUCUUUCCAGAGACAUAUGAUCACCACGGAAAUCUUUCGGAUGAUGGUGUUGGUUUAAGCGAACUGUAUUCAAAGCAAUCAUUGACCAUGUCAGGCAGCUCUCCAUCGGCACUUGACGAUUCAGACGAAGUUGACAUGCAGCACAUGAUGCAUUACCCGAUGUCCCAAGGUGUUUCGCCUCAAGGGAAUAUGAUGUAA
Molecule: messenger RNA, 1506 nt
Organism: Morchella importuna
Lineage: Eukaryota; Fungi; Ascomycota; Pezizomycetes; Pezizales; Morchellaceae
Exons: 3
Coding region: 1-1506 (501 amino acids)
Biological process (GO): cell differentiation; regulation of transcription by RNA polymerase II
Molecular function (GO): RNA polymerase II cis-regulatory region sequence-specific DNA binding
Source: RefSeq, a predicted model, not a curated record